AUUGCCGGAUCCACUGAACUGGUUUUGACAACUUCCGGAGAGUUGUCUUUCGUAGUUUUCUUUUCGCCCUAAACUAUCAAGAUGGCUCGCGGACCGAAGAAACACUUGAAGCGUUUGAACGCCCCGAGAGGAUGGAUGUUGGACAAGACCGGGGGUACCUUUGCCCCGCGUCCCUCCACUGGCCCACACAAGCUGCGUGAGUCGUUGCCGUUGGUGAUUUUCCUGCGCAACCGGCUGAAGUACGCCCUGACCAACACCGAGGUCACCAAGAUUGUGAUGCAGCGUCACAUCAAGAUCGACGGCAAGGUCCGCACCGAUCCGAACUAUCCGGCCGGAUUCAUGGAUGUUAUCACCAUCGAGAAGACCAAUGAGAACUUCCGUCUGAUCUACGACGUCAAGGGUCGUUUCACCGUUCACCGCAUCACCCCGGAGGAAGCCAAGUACAAGCUGCUGAAGGUGAAGCGCGUCCAAAUUGGCCCGAAGAAGGUGCCAUUCAUUCUGACCCACGACGGUCGCACCAUCCGUUACCCGGAUCCGAUCAUUCACCAGAACGAUUCGAUCCAGUACGAUAUCGCCACCGGUAAGGUGAUGGACGUGCUCAAGUUCGAACCCGGAAACCUGUGUAUGAUCACCGGCGGAAGGAAUUUGGGUCGUUGCGGUACUGUGAUCCAGCGUGAGAAGCACCCGGGAUCGUUCGAAAUCGUGCACGUCAAGGAUGCCACCGGUCACGUUUUCGCCACCCGUCUGACCAACGUUUUCAUCAUUGGUAAGGCCACCAAGGCUUUCAUCUCGCUGCCAAAGGGCAAGGGUGUCAAGCUGUCCAUUGCCGAGGAACGCGACAAGCGACUGGCCAGCAAGGCUGCUCACUAAGCCACAGAGGUGAUGGGAGACGAGCUGUUGGUAAGCGAAUAUUCGCUUACUUGAGCGUUACAAUUCCGCGAUAAUGUAAGGCAAGUUGUGUAUUUUUACGACAGUGGAAAAAAAGCUUUCAGUGGGUACAUUAGAAAGUCAACACCUGUAUUCGAAUGCUGAAAAUACAAAAAAAAUCCUUAAAAAUUUAAAA
Aedes aegypti (yellow fever mosquito) is the source of this 1063-nucleotide messenger RNA. It is a transcript of the gene RpS4, whose product is annotated as 40S ribosomal protein S4. The transcript is spliced from 4 exons. NCBI's taxonomy places the organism in Eukaryota, Metazoa, Arthropoda, Insecta, Diptera, Culicidae. Gene Ontology annotation, molecular function: structural constituent of ribosome; RNA binding. Gene Ontology annotation, cellular component: cytosolic small ribosomal subunit; ribosome. The record is from RefSeq and is a predicted model, not a curated record. The coding region runs from base 82 to 870 and encodes 262 amino acids. Gene Ontology annotation, biological process: translation.